AUGGCCUUUAUCUCUGUGUCUCCCCUCACCCUAAUUUUGGGUGUGACAGCCGUGGCUCUGGCCUGUCUCUUCCUGGUUCUGCGAUUAAGAGGAUCCAAGAACUCUAAAAAGGAAAAGGCCCUCAAGACCCUGCCCGGCCCGACGGGGCUGCCUUUCUUGGGUGCAUCGCAUAUCGUCGGUCGCUACAAAAAACCCUGGGAUGCUUUCUCUGCUUUACGCAAACAAUUCGGAGAUAUCUAUGGUGUGACCCUUGGAUCAAGACGGUGCGUAGUGGUCAGCAACAUGACCCUCAUCAAAGAAGUUUUGGUAUCCAAGAGCCAAGAUUUUGCUAAUCGGCCCGACUUCUUACGAUUCCAUGCCAUUUUUCGGGGAGACAGAAACUUAUCUAUUGCGUUGUGUGACUGGUCUGACAAGCAGAAAACUAGACGAGAAAUUGCCUUUCCUUUCAUGCACCCAAGGAUGUCAACACUCAGUGGCGAUCGUAUGAACACAAUCAUAAUGUCCGAACUCCAAGAGAUGGUGAGAAGUUUGUCGUCGAACCUAAACGUGACCCUGGAGACACGACCCUUCUUGCUUUUCACCACUGCCAACAUUUUCUAUCAGUACAUCUGCAACAAACGCUUCCCUGCUGAAGACGGAAACUUCCAGAAUGUGGUCAGAAUUUACGACUUGGUGUUCCGUGAGCUGUUCCAAGGAUUCGCCAUUGACUUCAUGCCUUGGUUAAAGAUGUUCAACCAGCAAAGACUCCAAGAGCUGAAAGACCUUGCUGAAAAUGUCUCAAAUGUGACGGGACCCUUGUUCGUUGAACACGAGAAGGACAUCGACUACGAAAAGCCACGAGAUCUCAUCGACAUAUUCCUCUGCCAUUUGAAGGAACAUGAAGGAAAAGGCGAAUCUGCGCUAACUAGAGAAGAUGCCGAAGUCAUCAUUGAAGAUUUGAUUGGUGGACAUUCCGUUUUGGGCAACUUGUGGCUGUGGGGUCUGUACCUGCUGGCAGCAAACCCAGAAGUUCGAGAGAACAUCAGAGAUGAAGUCUUUAGAGUGACCAACGACUGCAGAGCCCCAAGUAUGGAAGAUAGGAAGAGCAUGCCUUACACUGAAGCAGCAACUUUGGAACUUCUACGCGUCAUUGCUUCUCCAAUAAUCCCUCAUGUAGCAACAACAGACACAAGUAUACAAGAAUUUAAAGUCAGAAAAGAUUCCAUGGUCAUGUUCAACACAUAUGAUAUCAAUAUGGAUCCACAACUAUGGGACGAACCCAGAAAAUUCAAGCCAGAAAGGUUCAUCUCGAGCACCGGCAGCAUUUCGAAACCCGAUUUCUUCAUUCCCUUCGGGACUGGUAAGAGGACUUGCCUGGGGGAUGGUCUCGUCAAGUCCACCCUAUUCCUGGGACUCUCCACCUUGCUGCAGCACUUUGACAUCACGCUGCCUAAGGAUUACCCGGAACCAGACAUGUACGAGAUUCCCGGCCUGGUGGUCCCGAAGCGAGAGAUUUACCUGGUCUUCAGCAGUCUGCGGGGAGAAGGAUCAACGGCAAUUGACAUGUCUUGA
Molecule: messenger RNA, 1551 nt
Organism: Uloborus diversus
Lineage: Eukaryota; Metazoa; Arthropoda; Arachnida; Araneae; Uloboridae
Product: cytochrome P450 307a1-like
Exons: 5
Coding region: 1-1551 (516 amino acids)
Molecular function (GO): monooxygenase activity; iron ion binding; heme binding
Source: RefSeq, a predicted model, not a curated record